Messenger RNA from Oryzias melastigma (Indian medaka), 3314 nucleotides. Its product is annotated as major facilitator superfamily domain-containing protein 12. NCBI's taxonomy places the organism in Eukaryota, Metazoa, Chordata, Actinopteri, Beloniformes, Adrianichthyidae. Gene Ontology annotation, biological process: carbohydrate transport. Bases 569 to 2029 code for a protein of 486 amino acids. The transcript is spliced from 11 exons. Gene Ontology annotation, molecular function: symporter activity. Gene Ontology annotation, cellular component: membrane. The record is from RefSeq and is a predicted model, not a curated record.
GUCACUCCCAUGAGGCCCACCGUUGCAGCGUCAUGACGUGUUUGUUGUGAGUGUUUUCUGUCGGAGCCGGUAACAGCGGGUCGUACUGCUCCAUGGGCCUUUCGGUGGCGCUGUCAUUCUUACGUUUGGUUCCGAGAGUUGUCAGAAGUUAGCCGACGUGAAGUUUUCGUUCGUGUUGACGAGCGGCGUGAUCUCGCGAUGUCAGGUUAUAACCCUAACAGCUGGUUAAGUAGGGACUUGUAGAACCCAUUACUCAGGAAGGAUCGGCUGAGAUUUUUUUUCUUUUUCUGACCAUUCCUCCGUUUUGGUUUUGGUUCCUCCUCUGAUUCGCAUCAUGGCUUCACCGUUUCUCGCUGUCACCUGAUUCCGAGAGGAAAUGGGUACAAAGAUUGGAGUAAUCAUGUUUUUGUCCAGCCUCCCGCUGGAGCUCGUAGCCCUGCAGAGAGCGGUCAUGUCUCACUAGACUAACACGUAAAGGGAACGGGAGCAUUCUGUCAUUUAUUUUUUCUGGCUCUUCUUUUUUAAAUAAACGAAAGCGCGCCACGAGCUUGCAUGAGCCACCACCAUCAUGCCGGACAGUGAGCGGCGGUCUCUGCCUGUAGUCAGGAAGCUGAGCUACGCGGUGGGUCACUUUCUGAAUGACCUGUGCGCCUCUAUGUGGUUCACCUACCUGCUGGUCUUCUACCAUUCCGUGCUGGGCUUCUACAACACUAACGCGGGCCUGUUGUUACUGGUCGGUCAGAUCGCAGAUGGGAUCUGUACUCCUUUAAUCGGCUACGAGUCGGACCAAACCCCGGGCUGUGGAAACUAUGGGAAAAGGAAGACAUGGCAUUUAGUGGGCACGCUGAGCGUGGGAGUCUCCUUUGCCUUCAUCUUCAACCAGUGUCUGGGCUGCACGUCCAACACCCCUCAGUGGGCCAGCCUGGUCUACUUCUCCCCAUUUAUCAUCAUAUUCCAGUUCGGCUGGGCCGCCACGCAAAUCUCUCACCUGUCGCUCAUCCCUGAGCUGGUUUCCUGUGAACAUGAUAAAGUGGAACUCACAGCGUACAGGUACGCUUUCACCGUCAUCGCCAACAUCACGGUGUUCGCUGUGGCUUACUUGCUGUUCCACGUCCAGGGGGGAGGGGGCGACCCGCUCAGUGACGCUCUGGGACCGGCAGACGUCCCGGUCUUCAGGAAUCUGGCGUUGAUCGUGCUCGGAAUCGGCGCUCUCUUCUCCGUCAUCUUUCACCUCGGAACCACAGAAAGCCGGAAACCUGGAUCUAAGGAGGAGGAGGAGGAGGAGGGUGAGGAGGAGGGUGAGCGGAGGCCCCUGCUGCCGUCCUCCAACACUUCUUCUCCUUUUCUUCAGUGGAAAUGUUGGCUUCUGCAGCCUUCCUUCUACCAGGUGGCUCUGCUUUACAUGUCCACCAGGUUAAUCGUCAAUCUGUCUCAGACGUACAUCUCCAUGUAUCUUCUCAACACUCUUCAGCUUCCUAAGAAUUUCAUUGCAACCAUCCCAUUGGUCAUGUACCUCAGUGGCUUCCUGUCCUCCUUCAUCAUGAAGACUCUCAGUAAACUCAUCGGAAAGGCUCUCACCUACUUCGUAGGGCUGCUGCUGAUCAUGGCGUUCUCCUACUGGGUGCUGCUGGAUGACAAGAUGGGCCAGCAGAUCUACGGCGCCGCCGUGCUGCUGGGAGCCGGCUCCGCGACCAUCCUGGUCAUCUCGCUCGCGAUGACGGCCGAGCUGAUCGCCGACCAGACGCAAAGCGGAGCGUUUGUAUACGGAGCCAUGAGUUUCACCGAUAAGUUGGCUAAUGGGUUCGCUGUCAUGCUGAUCCAGGCACUACAUCCCUGCCAUACUGUGGCGUGCUGUCCGGCCUGCGUGUGGUUCUAUCAUUACAUCAUGGUGGCGGUGACGGGAGGCGUGGCCGUGGUGGCAGCGCUUGCUCUCUGCUCCAUCCUCAUCUGGCCAAUCAAGAUCCGACCACGUGAUCUGCAAGUAGUGACAGAAGAUGCUCCUUCAGUGAACGGACUACCAGCUUCCUGAGCUACAUGGAAUGUUUUUCCAGGAAAAAACAGGGAUUCAUCCGAAUGUCUCUUGAAGCAAUGCAUCAUGGGAAACAGUCAGGGAAAUAAUGGAAUUUUUAAGAUGACUCCUUUUUUUUAAGGUGUCUCCAGCAAAGACUUUUUUCCUUUUCAAUCUAAAAACAAAAAAAUGGGGGAAGUUACUUCAGUGGAACACACACUAAUGCUCCCCGCAGCCAUUUUCCCCACAUCCCUCCAAACACUAGCAUCUUAAGGUGAGCGUUAAACGGGGAUGGUCUCAGAACUAUAGGGAAUAACUACACCUGGUAAAGCUGCACUUUCAUUGAAGGCAUUCGUCUAUAUAUUAUAUAUUUUGGUGUAAUGAUUAUUUUUGUCCUUCCUGUCUGCUUCCGUUUCCCUUCCACCGAACUUCCCCAGUAAAUGUGCAGACUCCAAAAAUACGGGGUGAAAAGCACUUUAAUCUCUGAGCUUUAUGUUGAAUCUGACUUGAUCGUCAACAUCUGUGGUUUAAAGGGAAACCCAAAAUCUGCACAAACAUGUUUUUUUUUCCCUUUCUGCACUGAUCAAAAAGGGAAGCGCGCCAAUCACGAGAUCUAACCUUCCUGCUUUUCGUUUUUUCCUUCAUUACUAGACUUAAUAUGUACAAUUACUGCCUUUGAUUUAACUGUUUUAGCUGCAAUCUUGACGUUUAUUUUGAAGCAAACUAUCUGCACUUACAACGUCUAGAUUCUGACGUGGCUGACUCACGCCACACGUGAUGAGGGACUAAACCGUCUGAGUACGGUAGCUAAUGUGGAACAAAUCUACAGCUGAAGAGUUUUGGAAACAGCAGCAGCAGCAAAGCUUUUUUUCCAUGGAGUUCAUGUUUAUUUAUGUAGAAAAUCUCCAGUAAACCAGUCUACUCACUGGAACGCUAAAACUUUAAAGGGAAGGAGAUGAAAGCCGCUUGGCAGCGCACAAUGUGAAGUCAAACUGUAUCCACCUUGAUUUGGUUGGUUUACCUUCCUAGUUGAUGUUUACUGUGGAGCAAUAACUGGCCAUGUGUGAGAUUUUUUUUUUUUUGGAAAUCCUUUUCUGCUGUUUGUACUUUAUGGUUUUACCAAAGAUCAAAAAUCCAAAAGAAAAUGGAAAAAAAGGGAUUCAUACUGAGAAGCUUUGGAGCCAUGAUGAUGCUAUGGGAUGUUUGCUCACUGGAACAUUCCGGAUAAACUUUUUGAAGUGUGCUGUUUUUUCCUGUGUUUGAAGGGAUCUCCAUUAAAAACAUUUAUUUCAGGUUAACGUUGAAA